AUGAGUUCAGAACUGUCGGCAUCACAUCUCUGCUGUAAUACCCAGACGCCCAGGUUGCACUCUGUUGCGCGACGUGUAUUGUCACCGCAGUAUUUUAAAAAAGCUCAGCUUCAUCUGCACGGCCUAUAUUUUGGUCAUCCUGUGAAGGAUGCUUACUUUUGUUGUUGGCAAAACUACCGAGUUUUGCCAACCGGUUCGGCAAAACUGGUUGUGCCUGAUGAUAUUGCCGCUGAAUUUGCAGCUCUCGAAGAGUUGAAAAGGACUGAAGACGUUCAGUGCAUUAACGAAGUUGAAGUGCUCGAGGGAAAUGCUUUUGAUUUUGAUGAGUUGGAUCGGAUCGAACAAGGAAUAAUACCACAGACUGUUCUAGAUGAGGUUGAGGUGGUUAAUUACAAUGGCGAGGGUGACGGCUGGGACGAGGCAGCAUUGAUGUCAUCAUUUGGAAUGUCGUACACAUAA
Molecule: messenger RNA, 459 nt
Organism: Suillus subalutaceus
Lineage: Eukaryota; Fungi; Basidiomycota; Agaricomycetes; Boletales; Suillaceae
Exons: 3
Coding region: 1-459 (152 amino acids)
Source: RefSeq, a predicted model, not a curated record